Molecule: messenger RNA, 445 nt
Organism: Limanda limanda (common dab)
Lineage: Eukaryota; Metazoa; Chordata; Actinopteri; Pleuronectiformes; Pleuronectidae
Product: retinoid-binding protein 7-like
Exons: 4
Coding region: 1-408 (135 amino acids)
Biological process (GO): fatty acid transport
Cellular component (GO): cytosol; nucleus
Molecular function (GO): fatty acid binding
Source: RefSeq, a predicted model, not a curated record
AUGCCUGCCGACUACAGUGGGACGUGGGACCUCGUCAGUAACGUUAACAUUGAAGGAUACAUGGUCUCACUUGGCAUUGAUUUUGUAACACGCAAAAUUGUCUUGAUGUUGAAGCCGCAGAGGGUGAUUAAGCAAGAUGGAGAUUGUUUCAUAAUCAAAACGUUCAGUACUUUUAGAAAUUUGGAGAUCUCGUUCAAAGUCGGGGAGGAGUUCCAAGAGGUGACGACGGGAAUGGACAACCGGACGUGUCAGACUGUGGUGACCUGGGACAAUGAGAAGCUGGUGUGUGUUCAGAAAGGAAAAAAGAAGAACAGAGGGUUGAAACACUGGAUUGAGGGAGACGAGCUUCACUUGGAAAUCACCUGCGAGGACCAAGUCUGCAAGCAAAUUUAUAAAAGGGCUGCGUGAUUUAUUGUUCUUAUGAUUGAUGAAACCAUUUCAUGCU